AUGAAUAACUUCUGCUCUAUCAGAGUUAAUGGGAAUAACUUCUGCUAUUGAAACAGCCUGGCUAAAUGUUUGCCUCCUGCUCAUCAAACUGAAGCAUAUCUUGGUGCAGCAACUCAUGAAUAUCCAUGGUCUUACCCGAGAGUCUGUUCUGUGUACAUACUGUAAUUAUCAUCUAUAGAUUGUCCUGUUUAUAAUUCUGCUCACAACCUUUUGUAACAUUUGAUAAGAUUGACUGGUUUGGUAAUGUAGCUUUGUUCAGCAAGGUUGAAUGAGUGCUGUCCUAAUACGGUCCCCCUUCCUUUCCCUUCGGAUGACAAUGUUGUUCCCUGUUGUACCCCAAUGACUUCCCCCUUUCUUAAUUCAUCUUUCCUCGCUUCCUCUCUCCUUGGCUUCCCAAACUGCACUGGAGGAGAAGAUCCAAGGUCCCUCCCCAUCAGACUUUCUUCUCCAAUGUGUUUUGAGAAGUGACGGCAAGGAGAGAGGACGUGAGAAAUCAAGGAAAUACGACUUUGGAAAGACCCUAUGUUGUUUGGUUUCCUUAGAGUAUAAUCUGGAGCCGUGUGAGGACCCCGGGACCCCCAGGUUUGGCUGGCACACAGGCAUCAGCUUUGGCAUCGGAGACUCGCUGGUUUUUUCCUGCAAUACGGGCUAUCGCCUACAGGGGGCGGUGGAGAUCUGGUGCCUGGGAGGUGGUCGCCGCAUGUGGAGUGCCCCUCUGCCAAGGUGUGUGGGUACGUGGUCAGCUGCUUUCAUUUGCUUAUUGCUUCUGUGUGGACUGUGGAUAGGGCAAUGCAUAUACAAGUAUAUAUUUAUAGCAGAGGAGAAGGUUGACAACAGGAGGAAAUGGAUAGCUACUGUAUUCUGUAUAUGGCUUUGGGUAAUAUGGUCUCAGACAGUGUCCUCGAUAAUUUUUCUUGCUUCAAUCUGUAUCUCUAUAUCUUUAUCUCUAUAGUCUGUAUCUCUCUAGUCUGUAUCUCUCUAUCUCUAUCUCUCUAGUCUGUAUCUAUCUAGUCUGUAUCUCUCUAGUCUCUAUCUCUCUAGUCUGUAUCUCUCUAGGCUUUAUCUCUCUAUCUCUAUCUCUAUAGUCUGUAUCUCUCUAGUCUAUCUCUCUAUCUCUCUAGUCUGUAUCUCUCUAGUCUCUAUCUCUCUAGUCUCUAUCUCUCUAGUCUCCAUCUCUCUAGUCUGUACCUCUCUAGUCUGUACCUCUCUAGUCUGUACCUCUCUAGUCUCUAUCUCUCUAGUCUCUAUCUCUCUAGUCUCUAUCUCUCUAGUCUGUACCUCUCUAGUCUGUAUCUCUCUAGUCUGUAUCUCUCUAGUCUCUAUCUCUCUAGUCUCCAUCUCUCUAGUCUCUAUCUCUCUAGUCUGUACCUCUCUAGUCUGUAUCUUUCUAGUCUGUAUCUCUCUAGUCUCUAUCUCUCUAGUCUCCAUCUCUCUAGUCUGUACCUCUCUAGUCUGUACCUCUCUAGUCUUUAUCGCUCUAGUCUGUACCUCUCUAGUCUGUAUCUCUCUAGUCUGUAUCUCUCUAGUCUGUAUCUCUCUAGUCUGUAUCUCUGUAUAUCUAUCUCUCUAUCUCUCUAGUCUGUAUCUCUCUAUAUCUAUAAUCCUAGUCUCUACAGGUGAAAACUUUAACGUAAGAAUAAUAUAUAACCUCUCGAGUGGUGCAGUGGUCUAAGGCACUGCAUCACAGUGCUAGCUGUGCCACUAGAGAUCCAGGCUCUGUCGUAGCCGGCCGCGACCGGGAGACCCAUGGGGAGGCACACAAUUAAAAAUAUUAAAAAUAUUAAAAAUAUAAAUAAAAUCUUGGGACAGAUAUUGGGACAGAAGUGUAUUCAAUCUGUUUUCCAACUUGUGAUGUUAGACUACUUUUUCACAGUACUGAUGAUGAUGCUACAUUACAGGAUGAAAUGAGACAGACCACAGUACUGAUGGUGAUGCUACAUUACAGUAUGAAAAGGAACAUACCUUGAAAACUAUAGCGAUUAGAAAUGGGAAUUUCGGAAUCAUUUUGAACUCUAGACUUUUGCACAGUGUAAUGAUAUACUGAAUAUAUCCAUUACAGGGAACGUUGCAGACAUUGAAGAGAAUUCUCUCGUUUGGUCACUUAUUCUAUGCUGUCUCUUUGUUCCGUAGCGGAGUGCGGCUCAACCGUUUCCAACAGCGAAGGAGUUCUGUUGUCGCCCAACUACCCACUAAACUAUGACAACAGCCACGAGUGUGUCUACAGCAUUCAGGUAGAGACAGGAAAGGGCAUCAACGUCUCAGCAAGCACCUUCCAACUGGCACAAGGAGACAUUCUCAAGGUAAUACCACCACACAAACCCCCUUUCAUUCUUUUAUUUCAUUCUCAAUUUACAUUUUACAUUUUAGUCAUUUAGCAGACGCUCUUAUCCAGAGCGACUUACAGAAGCAAUUAGGGUUAAGUGCCUUGCUCAAGGGCACAUCGACAGAUUUUUCACCUAGUCGGCUCGGGGAUUAGAACCAGCGACCUUUCGGUUACUGGCACAACGCUCUUACCCACUAAGCUACCUGCCGCCCCAAUCUCUCUCCUUCCUUCUCCUCUUAUAUUCUACCUCUCCCUCUUUCAUUGACAAUGUAUGAUAGUAAGAUUCUGAGUGUGCCUAUACAGUCACAGGAGAUAAAAACAGUCUGAGAUGUUACUGAGAUCAGUUUGGAAUAAGAUACGUGUUGUUUCAAAAUCACAUAAUGACACUUCCAUGCUUCUAUUUCUGUAUGAAUAGAUUACACAAUAUCUACAUGUGCAUACUUCAGCUGCUUUCCUCUCUAGGUAUUUAACCACUCUGUAUGAAUAGAUUACACCAUAUCUACAUGUACAUACUUCAGCUGCUUUCCUCUCUAGGUAUUCAACCACUCUGUAUGAAUAGAUUACACCAUAUCUACGUGUACAUACUUCAGCUCUCUAGGUAUUCAACCACUCUGUAUGAAUAGAUUACACCAUAUCUACAUGUACAUACUUCAGCUGCUUUCCUCUCUAGGUAUUCAACCACUCCAUAAUAAUAGGUUACAGAAUAUUUACGUAGAUGGAUGGAUGGUGGGUGGAUGAAUGGAUGGAUGGAUGAAUGGAUGGAUGGAUGGAUGGAUGGAUGAAUGGAUGGAUGGAUGGAUGGAUGGAUGGAUGGAUGAAUGGAUUCAUGGAUGGAUGGAUUGGUGGAUGGAUGAAUGGAUGGAUGGAUUUGAUGUUAACCCCCUGCUGUCUCCUCUCUGCAGGUCUAUGAUGGAGGGGACAGUGCUGCCCCUGUCCUGGGUACCUACACCGGCUCCACCAUGCUAGGCCUGGUCCUUACCUCCACCUCCAAUCAUCUGUGGCUGGAGUUCUACUCAGACCAGGAGCACACAGCAGGGGGCUUCAGACUCAGCUACUCC
This is a messenger RNA of Coregonus sp. 'balchen', 3381 nucleotides long. NCBI's taxonomy places the organism in Eukaryota, Metazoa, Chordata, Actinopteri, Salmoniformes, Salmonidae. The record is from the annotation of a GenBank genome assembly.